AUGGCCUCCCCUCGCGCCCUCUCCCGCUUGGCCAGUCGUGCUCUCGCCCGCCGACCAGCCCUCCAUCAGACCACUCGGCUUUCCGCCCCCACAAUCGCACCCACCUACACCCCGGUCCGUCUAGGAUCCACCCUCCCCCCUCGCUCGGCCGCCUUCACCAAGCCCACCGAGGACCACAUCAAGGCCAUCCGCGCCCUCUUGUCGUCCGACUCUUCCCUCAUCUCUACCAUCGACGGCACUGCCACCGCCGAGGAUCUGCAAAGCUACAACGAUGACUGGAUGAACAAGUACCACGGCAAGGGCCCUAUCGUGGUCAAGCCCAAAUCGACAGAAGAGGUCAGCAAGGUCAUGAAAUACUGCUACGAGAGUAACCUCGCGAUUGUGCCUCAGGGUGGUAACACUGGUCUUGUUGGUGGUUCCAACCCGGUCCACGACGAGAUCAUCUUGAACCUUUCCAACCUCAGCCAAAUUCGAUCCUUCGACCCCGUCUCUGGUAUUCUCGUCGCCGACGCCGGUGUCAUCCUCGAGGCUGCCGACAACCACCUCGCCGAGCAAGGCUUCAUCUUCCCCCUCGACUUGGGCGCCAAGGGCUCGUGUCAUAUCGGCGGCAACGUCGCCACCAACGCCGGUGGCCUGAGGCUGCUGAGAUACGGAAGUUUGCACGGGACUGUGCUUGGUUUGGAGGCGGUCUUGCCGGAUGGUACGAUCUGGAACGGUUUGAGCAAGCUGAGAAAGGACAACACUGGUUUCGACAUCAAGCAGCUCUUCAUCGGGUCUGAGGGUACCAUCGGUAUCAUUACUGCCGUAUCGAUUCUCUGUCCUCGUCGACCGUCAGCGAUGAACGUCGCCGUCUUCUCCUUGCCCUCGUACGAGGCGGUCCAGACCGUUUUCGGUGAAGCCAAGGCGUAUCUCGGUGAAAUACUCUCUGCCUUUGAAUUCUUUGACAAGCAAAGUUAUGCUCUCGUCAAGAAGCACCAGGAGGAGAAUGGCGGUCACCGAAGUGUAUUCGAGCAGGAGGGUGACUUUUACUGUCUGAUCGAGACUGGUGGUUCCAACGCCGAGCACGAUGAGGCUAAACUUACCGAGCUCCUCGAACACCUCCUCUCCAACGACCUCGUCAUGGACGGCGUCCUCGCCCAAGAUACCACCCAAUUCCACUCCAUCUGGGCUCUCCGUGAGCUUGUCCCCGAAUCCGCCGGUAAGGCCGGGUCCGUCUACAAGUACGACGUGUCGGUCCCCGUGGGCAAGAUGUAUGGGUUGGUGGAGAAGAUGAGGACUAGGCUGAGAGAGAAUGGUGUUUUGGAUGGGGAUGGAAAUCCCGAGGGCCCCAUCAGGGCUGUGGCUGGUUACGGGCACAUGGGUGAUGGCAACCUGCACAUCAACAUUGUUGCCAACAAGUAUACCGAUGAGGUGGAGAAGAUCAUUGAGCCUUAUAUCUACGAGAUUGUUUCCGAGUUUGACGGAUCCAUCUCUGCUGAGCACGGUCUCGGUGUGAUGAAGGCUCCUUACGUCCACUACUCCAAGAACGAGACUUCGAUCGCGAUCAUGAAGCAGAUCAAGCAGCUUUUCGACCCCAAGGGUUUGCUCAACCCUUACAAGUACAUCGUCUAG
Messenger RNA from Cryptococcus wingfieldii CBS 7118, 1611 nucleotides. RefSeq names its product D-lactate dehydrogenase. Lineage: Eukaryota; Fungi; Basidiomycota; Tremellomycetes; Tremellales; Cryptococcaceae. The coding region runs from base 1 to 1611 and encodes 536 amino acids. The transcript is spliced from 5 exons. Gene Ontology annotation, molecular function: catalytic activity; FAD binding. Gene Ontology annotation, cellular component: mitochondrion. The record is from RefSeq and is a predicted model, not a curated record.